Molecule: messenger RNA, 2758 nt
Organism: Pangasianodon hypophthalmus (striped catfish)
Lineage: Eukaryota; Metazoa; Chordata; Actinopteri; Siluriformes; Pangasiidae
Gene: cant1b
Product: calcium activated nucleotidase 1b
Exons: 5
Coding region: 535-1752 (405 amino acids)
Biological process (GO): proteoglycan biosynthetic process
Molecular function (GO): calcium ion binding; UDP phosphatase activity; GDP phosphatase activity
Source: RefSeq, a predicted model, not a curated record
UCUGGGUCUGUCAGUCCUCAGAGGCUCUGAGGGCUGGUGCUUGAGGGAGUGUACAGCCACAGGUGUUCAAAAAAACAAGCGCAAAGCAUCUGCCACACAGAGCUGUGUGAAAAUGCCUGUCAUUGGGCCAAAUGCCAUUUAGCGGCACACUUCUGUUCUUAGGCUAAUCAAUAAUCCACACAGGUAAAAGUUCAAAACCGACUGUACUGAAAAUUUGCCUUAGUCAUGAUUACAAGGGUAGGCUUUUCCUUAUCCUAUGAAGACCGACAGGGAAAGGUUUAAAAGAGAGAAGAAGAAAGGGAGAAAUUGGGAUCAAUUUCUUCCUGCAAGCGAGCAACAGUGUACUAUAUGGACCGAAGAAAGAAUGAUCAGAGAAGAGCAAGAAGAAGAAAGAAGGGCUGAGAGGCCUCGCUGGUAACUGGUUUGCUAGGACCAAAUUCUACUCCCUUAUGGAUCUUUUUCAGGGACGUGUGGAAAUCUGAUAGUCAAAGCUGAAGACAAACAACCUUCCUUAGGCAAAUAUAGGCUUGGCAUAUGGCUCCACCUUCUAAUGACCUGAUGACCACCAGGAUCUCCAUGCGUUCCCUGCCCUCCUUGGCCUCCAUCAGCAGUGCUAGCUCUGACCCCCGCUUCCAUUUCAAAUGGAGGGCCAUCACAGUGGUAGCUAUAUUAGCCUUGGGCUUGCUGCUCUAUCUGCACCAAACAGCGGGGGGCGCUACAGCGGAGACACAACUCUUUCCAUCACUGCGUCGUGCUGGUACUCAUCGGCUGAUUCGGGAUGCGACGGCCAGAACAGAGGCCCGUUACAACCACACAUACCCUCUGAGCCCACCAGAGCGCACUGCUAACGGUGUCCGCUACCGCAUAGCCGUGAUCGCAGACUUGGACACAAACUCGCGCAGCACCAAAGGCAAUACCUGGUUCAGCUACAUGCAGCGAGGCCACCUUCUAGUGUCAGACAACGGGGAACAUGUGGAGGUAGAGUGGGACCCGGACAAGGUGGUGCUGGAGAGCCAUUUAUCAGAAAAAGGGCGUGGGAUGGAGCUUUCCGACCUGGUGGCGUUUAAUGGACAUCUGUACAGUGUAGACGAUCGAACGGGCGUGGUGUACCGCAUUGAAGACAACCGGGCUGUACCCUGGGUCAUCCUGCCUGAUGGAGAUGGCAGCGUUUCCAAAGGUUUUAAGGCAGAGUGGUUGGCAGUGAAGGACGAGCACCUGUACGUGGGUGGGCUGGGGAAGGAGUGGACGACCACCACAGGUGAAUUCGUCAACAACGACCCCCAGUGGGUGAAAGUCAUCGGCUUCCAGGGUGACAUUCACCACGAGAACUGGGUGCCCCAUUACAUCGCGCUGAGGGGUGCAGCAGGCAUCAAACCACCUGGUUAUUUGAUACACGAAUCGGCAGGGUGGAGUGAACGACAACAGCGCUGGUUCUUCCUCCCACGCCGCGCCAGCUCUGAACGCUAUGAGGAAACAGCUGACGAGCGCCGCGCCACCAACCUGCUCCUGACCUGCACAGCUGAUUUCAGCCACAUAUCGGUGUCCCGUGUCGGGCGUCUGCUCCCCACCCACGGCUUCUCAGCCUUCAGGUUCAUUCCCAACACCCAUGACAACAUGGUCUUGGCACUGAAGUCUGAGGAGGACGCAGGCAAAAUCGCCACCUACAUCACAGCCUUCACACUGGACGGACGAGUCCUGUUGCCUGAGACAAAGAUCGGAGAUGUGAAAUACGAAGGACUGGAGUUCAUCUAGUUUAGUACAGGAGAGUGGAUUUCUUACAUGGGAGUGACUGGGUAUGUGACCAUGUGUGCAGUGUCGUAGAUUUAAAAUGUCAUAAAAAGAUCAGUUUCUCUUUAUGAUAUUUCUGUAUGCAGUGGUGAUACUAUACACUGUAUGUAUUCAUGUCCCCAUGCAGACCUGCCAGUGGAAGCACCUGAUACCUGUGCUGUCAUGGCAAGGGAGAUCAAUGACGUCAAACAAAACGCAAAGACACAAUUACAUGGCAAGCUACAUAGAGAGCUCACAGAGCUUACACGCUUGCCGUGUAGUCUUAAACGUGGGCCGAGUUCUUUCCUCAGCAUCUCUGUGAAAAACAGUGCUGCUAAAGACUCAGGGUUUUUUUUGUGAUUAAGACGCACAACAUGGACUAACUCUAACCAAACAGGAAUGAUCCAGAAGAUAAAUUUGUCUUUUAUUAAGUGGACAUGAAGGAUGAAGAUGCAAAUGAAUCAUGUUCAUGUCAGUGUGUUUUUAUUUAUAAUAUUUUAGUCAUGCAGAUAUUUGUAAAUUGCAUUAAAGUCACCCAAAACAUAUUCGGAAGUCAGGUUUGUGGUGGUUUCACGAAAACUACCAUUAGAAAAACAGAAAAAACUUUUACCCUCAUUGGACAUUAAAGUGCAUAUACCUUAAUAUGCAAAUUAGAAAUGCCCCUACAUACAGCAGUAGAGGUAAUAAUAAUGUACAGUAAUAAUAAUGAACAAUUUUAAUAAUUAAUCAUUAGUAAUAAUAUGUAAUAAUCAACCAGUCAACACAAAAAGAGUUUUUAUUCAUAAAACAGUAUGAUAUAAAGGGUGAGGUUUAGGGUGACUUUAACAACGGGGUCUGAAUGAGUGUUUUGUUUCUGUUUUAUUCUUGUGUUUUAAAAUCCUGCUGAAAUGCAUAUAUGCUCACUGAAUGUUGCUCUUCUGAGUUGUGGCUGUGAUCCUGAAUAUUUCACAGCCUUCAUCUUGGACAAGAAAUUAAAAUUAAGAUGCUUAAA